UUUCGAGCGGAAGUGGAGUCUUUUCAAGCGGAAGUGGCCGAAAUGUGCGAAGCUGAAGAAGGAGACUGCGGCGGAGGGCAGUUAUGGAGGCCUCCCCGGAGAAGCCGCCCCUUGAAAUGCAUGAAGUGCAAAGAAGGUUCCCCGGUGUUAAUCAUUCGUGUUGGAGACGCUUUUUGCAAGACCUGUUUCAAGGAUUAUUACAUCCACAAGUUUCGUGCCACUCUUGGGAAAAAUCGAUGCAUCUAUCCUGGAGAAAAGGUUCUCCUCGCUUUUUCGGGUGGCCCUGCCUCAAGUUCGAUGGUGCGGCAAGUGCAAGAGGGCCUGAGUCAAGGAGCAGCCAAGAAACUCCGCUUCAAGCCAGGAAUCGUCUACAUUGAUGAAGGAGCUGUGUGUGGACAGAGCAUGGCUGCUCGAGAGGACAUCUGUAGUGAAGUGGAAAGGAUCUUGCAAACCACUGGGUUCCCCUAUCACUUGGUGCAUUUGGAAGAGGUGUUUGACCUUUCCAGUUCUGUCCUCCACUCAGUUUCCCAUGAAAUACCUGACCAGAGCCACACCUAUAAGGAAGCUGUAGAUGACUUCAUAAAACAGCAGCGUGAAAAGGAAAGAGAUGCAGGAGAACUCUUUUUGAAGGACCAGCAGGGAGAGUUUAACCUGCAAGACUCUUCCAAGGAAGAAGAUUUUGUAGAUCCAGGAAAGGAGGUGCCCGCAGUUUCCCAUACAGAGGAACUGAUCAAUCUCUUUCAGACUGUGAAAACUCUGACGGCCAAAGAAGAAUUAUUACAGACCCUCCGGACCCACCUCAUCCUCCACGUGGCGCGGACACAUGGAUACAGCAAGGUGAUGAUGGGAGAAAGCUGCACCCGUGUGGCAGUCAAGCUCCUAACCAACCUCUGCCUAGGACGCGGGGCCUUUCUUGCUGCAGAUACGGGCUUCUCGGACAACCGGUACGGUGAUGUGCUGUUCCUGCGCCCAAUGCGGGAGUACCCUGCCAAAGAGAUUGCCUUCUACAACCGCCUCUUUGGCGUGCCCUCCGUCUUCAUACCUGCACUGGACACCAAGGCUUCUGAGAGAGCCAGCAUUCACCGGCUGAUUGAAAGUUUCCUGUACAAGCUGCAGUCUGAGUUCCCCUCCACGGUCAGCACUGUCUAUCGGACAGGGGAGAAGCUGUCUGGUGACACCGGGGGACUUUCAGAACCGACCCAAUGCCUCUUCUGCCUCUGUUCGCUGGACACAAAUGUUGUGGAUGGCUCUUCCUUGCAGUCGACACUGUUGUCCGAACAGCUCUGCAAGAAGAAGACCUCUCCGUCUCCUGGUGCAGAUGGCUGCUGUGGUGGGACUGGGGACCAAGCAGGGUGCUGCCAAAGCCCUAGGGUCACCAGGGACUCUUCUCCUCAUACGCAGAUCCUCCCAUUCCUCUGCUACAGCUGCCGCCUGACCACCAAAGAUAUGAACUGCUUGGAGUCCCUCCCGCCGUACAUCCAGUCUGAAGCUGAGCAUCGGCAAUGCAGGGCUGCAAUGAAGCGGGAAAUCCAGGAGUUUUUGCUUGAAGAGGACCCCGAGACAUCUUAAACACCAAUCUGCCUCUUUUAUGACUUUUUCUGGGUUUGGGACAAAUGAGACAGAGCACAGCUAGAGGUGCCACUUACCAGGGCUGAGAGCUGUUCUUCCUUGCUGAGUUUUAGUAUGCUUUUGAAUACAAGUAAAUUAUUUUGAAUCCCA
This is a messenger RNA of Anolis sagrei ordinatus, 1719 nucleotides long. It is a transcript of the gene CTU2, whose product is annotated as cytosolic thiouridylase subunit 2. Gene Ontology annotation, cellular component: cytosol. Gene Ontology annotation, biological process: tRNA wobble position uridine thiolation. NCBI's taxonomy places the organism in Eukaryota, Metazoa, Chordata, Lepidosauria, Squamata, Anolidae. The record is from RefSeq and is a predicted model, not a curated record. Gene Ontology annotation, molecular function: sulfurtransferase activity; tRNA binding.